Messenger RNA from Fusarium sp. VM40, 1914 nucleotides. The record is from the annotation of a GenBank genome assembly. Lineage: Eukaryota; Fungi; Ascomycota; Sordariomycetes; Hypocreales; Nectriaceae.
AUGUCUGCAUCUGCUCCUCGCUCUGGCGCUGGCUCAGGCUCUGGAUCCGGCCCUCAACCCCAGCCCCAGCACGACGAAUUGCACAUGUCGGGCUUGAGCCAAACUGGUGCUGCAAUUUCUAUGUCGCCUCAAGAAUACGAAAACCCUCCUCAGAUCAAGUUCGAGUCUUCACCCUCAAGCUCCCACUACAGAAACCCCUCCAACUCUUCGGUGCCCAACGUUCUCCAACCCGCCGGUGGCCUGUCCACUCGCGGCGCCCCAGCCUCGCCCAACUUACCCUCGCCGAUGCAGCAAUCCUCUCCCGCUGCCUCAUCCGUCUCUCACCAGCCGCCGUCGCAUACUCAACACCAACAGCAUUCGCAUCAUUCCCAGCAGCCGUUGCAGAUCCCUUCGCAGCACGGUCAGCCUUCUCAGGACUAUUCAAACUCCCCGUCCGCCGCCGCCACAGGCAGACCAUUGAGCAUGUCCCAUAGCUAUUCCCGCUCCAGCCCAGCCGCUGGCUACGAUGGCUCCUCGAGCUACCAUGCAUACACUCCUACCACUCCUAGCGGUGCUUCGUCUUCACAUCUCAUGUCUCCAAUCGACCCCGCCCGGUACAAUGCUCCAGGAUCCCAGCGCACCAUCUCCAACACCCCGCUUGGUCUAGCUGAUAUUCGUCCCCGCGCCGAUUCGAGCAUGUCUGAUGGCACUGGAGCUGCUAUGGGCUAUGAUGCCAACAGUGCUCAACCAGGAACGAGCAAUUACCUUGCGCCGUGGGCUAUUUACGCUUUCGACUGGUGCAAGUGGCCGGCCCAAGGUAAUAGUGCUGGUAAGCUAGCUGUAGGAAGCUACUUGGAGGAUGGCCAUAACUUUAUUCAAAUCCUCGACAGCCACAUUGCGCCCACUCCUCAAGAUGUCUACACGCCUGGCUCAUCCAAGUUCAACCUCGAAUUUACCAAAGCUGCCGAAGCUACCCACUCUUACCCUGUGACCCGCCUACUGUGGGAGCCACCUUCGUCGCAAAAGCAGUCUACUGACCUGCUUGCGACUUCAGGCGACCACCUGCGAUUGUGGUCUCUUCCCAGCGAGAAUUCGAGCACAACACCUAGUAGCACCAUCGGCCGUCGCGACAACAUCACGACCAAGUUGACGCCCCUCGCACUGCUCUCUAACUCCAAGACCCCAGAUCAUACUGCGCCUCUCACAUCGCUCGAUUGGAACACUGUCUCACCUAGUCUUAUUAUUACCUCGAGUAUAGACACAACAUGUACCAUCUGGGAUAUUCCCUCACUCACCGCCAAGACCCAGCUUAUUGCCCACGAUAAAGAGGUUUAUGAUGUUAGGUUCUGCGCCAAGAGUGUUGAUGUCUUUGUAAGCUGUGGCCAGGAUGGUAGUGUCCGCAUGUUUGAUCUUCGAAGCUUGGAGCACUCGACAAUCAUUUACGAGCCCACGGGCAAGGAGGAGCGAGAUCCCAACGGAGGUCGUGUUAGUCCAACACUAGCUCAGCAAACAAUGGCCAACCCUCCCCCUCUGCUACGGCUCGCUACUUCACCUCACGAUACACACCUCCUUGCUACAUUUGCUCAAGACUCUAACGCUAUCCGUAUUUUGGAUGUGCGACAACCUGGCCAGGCUUUACUCGAGCUCCGUGGUCAUGGUGGCAAUGUCAACUGCAUUGAAUGGUCGCCUCACCGACGCGGAAUGCUUGCUUCAGGCGGCGACGACUGCCAGGUUCUUCUUUGGGAUCUUUACAACUCGAACCAACCCGUGAACGGCGCCCCCCAACCAGAGAACCCCAAGAGCCCCGUUGCUAGCUGGCAGUGCGAUUACGAAGUUGGCAACCUAGGCUGGGUGCCUCAACUCCCCAACUCCGACUACGGCGAAUGGCUCGGCGUGAGUGCAGGACGUGGUAUCUGGGGAACACGGGUUAUGUGA